Molecule: messenger RNA, 1155 nt
Organism: Pestalotiopsis fici W106-1
Lineage: Eukaryota; Fungi; Ascomycota; Sordariomycetes; Amphisphaeriales; Sporocadaceae
Exons: 2
Coding region: 1-1155 (384 amino acids)
Biological process (GO): transmembrane transport; monoatomic cation transport
Cellular component (GO): membrane
Molecular function (GO): monoatomic cation transmembrane transporter activity
Source: RefSeq, a predicted model, not a curated record
AUGAGCUCAACCCAGACUCGCAGCCACGGCGGCCACCAUCACCACCAUCACCACCACGACAAUGUGUACCUUACUUCCCAGAAUAAGAACGACGCCGGUGUUCGCAUCACCCGACUUGGUCUCUAUUCCAACCUUGGCAUGGCCAUUGCCAAGGGUGUCGGCGGCUACGCCUUCAACUCCAAGGCCAUGAUCGCAGAUGCCAUUCACAGCGUCACGGAUCUUGCAUCCGACAUCCUUACCCUGGCCACCAUUUCCUGGAGCAUCAAGCCCCCGACCGACAAUUUCCCCACGGGCUUUGGCAAGAUUGAGAGCUUGGGAUCGCUCGGUGUAUCAUCCAUGCUCUUCUUUGGCGGACUUUGGAUGGGUUACGGCAGCUUGUUGACCCUUUACGGCCACUUCUUCCUGGAUCCUGCUGCUGCUGCAGAGCUUCUCGAGCACGCGCAUUCCCACGGACACAGUCACGAUCAUGGUACCGACAUUGUUCCUAGCAUGCAUGCCGCCUGGCUUGCUGCGGGCACUGUCGCGAUCAAGGAAUGGUUGUACCAUGCUACCAUGAAAGUCGCCAAGGAGCGCAAGUCUUCUGUCCUCGCCUCGAAUGCCGUCCACCACCGAAUCGACAGUCUUACUGGUAUUGUUACGCUUGCAGUCAUCCUCGGCGCCAACUUUCUCGAGAAUGCUGCUUGGCUUGAUCCAGUCGGUGGACUCCUCAUCUCUCUCAUGGUAGUCAAGGCUGGCGCAGAGAACACGUUUGCCGCGCUUUUUGAAUUGGCAGAUCGCGGAAUUGACGAUGAGGUCAAGACCUCGGUUCGCAAGCAUCUGCGCCGAACCUUCUCCGACAUCCCCGAUGGUCACCAAAUUGAACUGCGAGAUGUCUCGGGUAUCAAGUCUGGUCAGAACUACUUGGUUGACCUCGAGGUUGCUGUACCCAACACCUGGACCGUUGAGCAAACAAGGGAUGCCGAAGAGCAGAUCCGCACUCGUGUGGGAAGCAAGGUUCGCGGCGCUCGCAGAGUGCGUGUUCGCUUCGUGCCCAAGGCUGCUGCAGUUGCUCCCAAAUUUGACGAGUUCAUCUCUGGCGAUGUUAGCCCACGGUCAAGCCCCGAACCCGAGGAUGAUGACCACAACCACGGCAACGGUCACCACAAGUCACACUAG